AUGGCAUUCGUACGACCUCCCCCACCACCACCAGCAUCGACCACAGCACUAACAGUUCUCCAGAAAGCCCCCGAAGGCCCUCCCCCAGGCUACCCCCAACAAGCGCACUUCGACGCCGGCCCCGUCGACCCCCGCAGCCAAAACUACUACGGCUCUCCUCCACCACAACAAUACGGCAGCCCCUCGCCUUACGGACAGCCCGGACCUUACCAACAAGGUCCCUAUGGCCCUCCACCAGGGCCGGGUUAUGGACCGCAGUACCAGCAGCAACCGAUCCUCCGAUGGGAUAUUAUGAUGAUCGGAGAGGAGGUGGAGGAGCGACGGGAGGGAUAUGCGCGGGGAUAA
Messenger RNA from Saxophila tyrrhenica, 345 nucleotides. RefSeq lists its product as uncharacterized. The record is from RefSeq and is a predicted model, not a curated record. Bases 1 to 345 code for a protein of 114 amino acids. Lineage: Eukaryota; Fungi; Ascomycota; Dothideomycetes; Mycosphaerellales; Extremaceae. The transcript has 2 exons.